Molecule: messenger RNA, 931 nt
Organism: Galdieria sulphuraria
Lineage: Eukaryota; Rhodophyta; Bangiophyceae; Galdieriales; Galdieriaceae
Product: peroxisomal biogenesis factor 11
Exons: 1
Coding region: 54-809 (251 amino acids)
Biological process (GO): peroxisome fission; regulation of peroxisome size
Cellular component (GO): peroxisomal membrane
Source: RefSeq, a predicted model, not a curated record
UCAUUGGGCUGUUGUGGAGAAAUUCGAUUCACUUUUUGUCUUUUGUGGGUGCCAUGGCUGAAAUGAAACUUAUGACCAUUGAUAGUUCUGAAACUUGGAAAAUAUUGUUAUCACAGACAGAAGGUAGAGAUAAGCUAUAUAGAACUUUACAAUAUGCCUGCAAGCUUGUGAGAGGUGUGGAUGCAGGAAGCAGUUCACUCUCCAAAAAAUCUUUGGCUCUCGAACAAAUUCUUGGCAACGCAAGACAAGUGUUGAGACUUGCCAAAUGGGUGAAUAUUUGGAGCAAACGCAUUGGUCAGACAUCGUUUGGUCUCAAAGGUCAGAAUUCGAUAGGAGCCACGUUGCAACUUUUAAAUGACCUCGGUAACUUUCUUUACUUUGCUUUUGACAACUAUGCUCUCCUUUGUAAAACAAUAUUGGACGGAAGGGAUGCUAAUGCUUAUCAACUAAGAGGGAAGCGCUUCUUUUUGUUGGCUGUGAUAGCUGGCUUUCUUGACUCUCUAUGGAAAUUCAGAAAUGUUAGGAAACAGUUGUCACUUUUAUAUGAACGCGAGAGAUCCACUAUGCUGGAAACUUCGUCUAGUGACAAAAGAGACUCGGGGAACACUUCGCGUGAGCUUCAAACCUUGCAAAAACAGCAACAGGAAGCUAUUGUAGGUAUAGUUCGUUAUGGCUUUGAUAUCGUUGUAGGUAUCAGUAUAUCACGCAAGGAACAACUCAGUCCUACCUUGACUGGGUUUUGCGGUGUGAUAUCUUCUUUAGUGGCUUGGUACCAAGUUUGGCCAAGAAAGCCCGUAACAACUGUUUAACUUGCUUUAAAAAAGACUUGAAAUGUUCAUGAAUGAUUUUCUAUAAAGAAAGCUAGCUAUCUGAAUAUGAGCCGUGUUUAGAAGUUAUCUGCAGGAUGAAUUAUAAACAUUUCCGAAAAAUG